CUCAAUCGUACCCAUCACAUACAUAUACACACAUAUAUAUAUAUAUAUAUUGGUGCGUGCUUGCGUCGGAAAGGUUGAGAAAUUACGAGAAGAAAAAACCCUGUUCCAGAAAUCGGAGGGCACCUGACCUGACGGACGGACGAUCGAUUGAGUUGGAUUCGGGGGGGUUUAGCUCAAUGGACUUCUCCGCCGGCUUUCACGACGGCAACAUCACGGACUUGAUAGACAGACGAACUCUGCGCGGUGCUCAUCAUGUCUGUUCGUGUUCUUUUUUCCCUUUCAAAAAGAAUUCAAUAGCAGUGUGCAAAUGCACUCCUCACUCGUACAAAGGCUCUCCCUAGAGAGAGAGCUAGAGGGUCACCGUGGAUGUGUAAAUGCAAUCUCUUGGAAUUCACAAGGAUCAAUGUUGAUAUCAGGAUCAGAUGAUACACAGCUUAAUAUCUGGUCCUAUUCAAGCCGAAAACUCAUGCACUCCAUUGAGACAGGCCACUCUUCUAACAUUUUCUGUACAAAAUUUAUUCCCGAAACUUCAGAUGAAUUAGUUGUUUCUGGGGCAGGUGACGCUGAGGUCCGGCUCUUCAAUUUAUCCCGUUUGAAGAGAAGUGGACCAGAGGAGAGUGGUUUUGCCCCAUCAGCAGUUUUUCAGUGUCACACCAGGAGGGUUAAAAAAUUAGCUGUGGAAGUUGGAAACCCUAAUGUAGUUUGGAGUGCCAGUGAAGAUGGGACACUGCGGCAGCAUGAUUUUCGCGAGGGUACUUCUUGUCCGCCUGCUGGGGCCUCCCAACAAGAAUGCCGCAAUAUACUCCUUGAUUUGCGGAGUGGAUCUAAAAAAUCAUUGGCAGAUCCUCCAAAGCAGACCCUUGCCCUGAAGUCUUGUGAUAUUAGUACAACCAGGCCUCAUUUACUACUUGUUGGAGGAAGUGAUACAUUUGCGCGCUUGUAUGAUAGACGAAUGUUGCCGCCACUAUCAUCUAGUCAGAAAAAUCUACCACCUCCUCCUUGUGUCAACUACUUUUGUCCACUGCAUCUCUCUGAUCUUGGUCGUACUAGCCUUCAUCUUACCCAUGUUACCUUUAGUCCUAAUGGAGAGGAAGUUCUUCUUAGUUACAGUGGGGAGCAUGUGUACCUCAUGGACAUCCAUCAUGCUUCUUCAAGUUCAAUGAGAUAUACACCAGGAGACCUUGCAAAGCUUGUGAGCUUGAGCCCCGUGCUUGAUGGUGGAGCAGGGCAUUCAUCUUGUCCUGGUGCAUCACUAAAUGGUUUCACCAUGAGAAACAAAUCUGCUUCAGAACUUGAUAAAUGCAGGAAGCUGAUCCAGAUUGCUGAAAAAUCAUUAAAGGGAGAAACAGAUUAUUAUCAUGGAAUUGAGGCUUGUAAUGAAAUUUUGGAUGGUCGUGGUCAUGAAAUUGGGCCAGCACUGAUGCAUGAAUGUCUGUGCAUACGUGCAUCCUUAUUACUUAAGAGGAAGUGGAAAAAUGAUGCACAUAUGGCUAUCAGGGACUGUCGUCGAGCUCGAAAAAUAAAUCAUUCAUCUACUUGGGCACUCAUUUGCAUGGCAGAAGCACUAUUGAUGUUGGAAAAGCAUAAGGAAGCCUUGGAAUUUGCUACAGCUGCUCAAGAUCUGUCCCCAUCUGAUCUUGCAAUUGCAGAGAGGGUCGGUAAUAUUAAGACGGCCAUUGCUGCAGCUGAAGUCAACAAGGCUGACACAGAAAGUGGUAAACGAUCAAAGGCAAAUCCCUAUGGAGGGAGAGUAAUUUCUCUGAGUGACAUAAUUUACGAAGGACACAAUGAGGCUUUACUCGAUGGGCCUGACAGAGAAGACUCAGAUUAUGACGAAGAGCUGGAAUUGGAUUUUGAAACUUCAAUGCCUGAUGAAAUGCAUGAUGUUGACUCCAAUGUUCUUCCCAGGAACUUAAAUUUGAGGAUUCACAGGAAAGCUGAUUCAGCAAGGGAAAGUGAGAGGCCCAAUGGCUCUUCUGACCAGGCUGUUUCAUCACUGGAAAGUGAUAAAGUGCCUUACAAGCCAGAGGUAGCAAUAGAUAUGAAGCAGAGAUAUGUUGGCCAUUGUAACGUAGGGACUGAUAUAAAACAAGCUAGUUUCAUUGGCCAAAGAGGUGAAUAUAUUGCCAGUGGAAGUGAUGAUGGUAGAUGGUUUAUCUGGGAAAAAAGUACUGGAAGGCUAUUAAAGAUGCUGCACGGGGAUGAUGCUGUUGUCAACUGUGUACAGUCCCACCCACACGACAGUGUUAUUGCAACUAGUGGAAUCGAUAGCACCAUUAAGAUCUGGAGUCCAACUUCUCCUGCCCCAUCCAUUGUGGCUGGGGGAGCAGCAGGACCCGAAACUUCAAAUAUAUUGGAUGCCAUGGAAGCAAAUCAGCGCAGACUGUGUCGCACCCGCGAAGCAUUUCUGCCCUUUGAAAUUCUGGAGCGGUUCCGGAUGCACGAGUUUGCUGAGGGAAGCUUUCAUCCAUUUGAGUGCACACAGAGCUGAUCUGAUGGUAUUCCAUUUGCAGUCUUUUCUGGAUCGAGGGGUUCCAGCCAAGGCCAGUGGACUUGCUGAGUUUUGUGAAUCUGGAGCAGUCAUCAUGUAAAGAAAGCCCUUUUAUUAUCUGAAAAAAUAAGUACAGAGAAAUAAACAAAGACAGCUCUUGCAGCAGUAGUGGCCAUAGGCAAAAGGUUCUCUCUCUCUCACUCACUCACACACUCACUCUCACUCCUAACUCUCGCUUUGAUCCAACAUUUUUAAUGACCAUCAAAGAGAGAGAUGAUGAAAGAUUUGUGUAUAAAUGUCAUCAUCUAAUAUGACCCUUUCUUUAGUUUUGUUUCACAGUGAUUGAUUUGGCUUGAUAUAUUAUGUUUUGAGAUUGGUUUCA
Messenger RNA from Andrographis paniculata, 2873 nucleotides. Its product is annotated as protein ALTERED SEED GERMINATION 2. Gene Ontology annotation, biological process: negative regulation of fatty acid biosynthetic process. The record is from RefSeq and is a predicted model, not a curated record. Gene Ontology annotation, cellular component: Cul4-RING E3 ubiquitin ligase complex; cytoplasm. Gene Ontology annotation, molecular function: protein binding. The transcript has 20 exons. NCBI's taxonomy places the organism in Eukaryota, Viridiplantae, Streptophyta, Magnoliopsida, Lamiales, Acanthaceae. The coding region runs from base 308 to 2491 and encodes 727 amino acids.